Messenger RNA from Athene cunicularia (burrowing owl), 649 nucleotides. RefSeq names its product atonal bHLH transcription factor 7 (gene ATOH7). The transcript has a single exon. Gene Ontology annotation, molecular function: protein dimerization activity. The record is from RefSeq and is a predicted model, not a curated record. The coding region runs from base 29 to 484 and encodes 151 amino acids. Gene Ontology annotation, biological process: neural retina development; regulation of DNA-templated transcription. Lineage: Eukaryota; Metazoa; Chordata; Aves; Strigiformes; Strigidae.
UGCGUGUGAAACUGAAGCUGCAUCGAAUAUGAAAACCUGCAAAUCCAGUCAUUUGGAUUCAGGCGUCGAAUCAGACAUCCAGUGCAGAAGUGCCCCAGGCUGUGUCGUGAGGUGCAGCUCGGAAAGGAUGGAGAGUGCUGCGAAGAGAAGACUGGCUGCCAACGCCAGGGAGAGAAGACGGAUGCAGGGACUGAACACAGCCUUUGAUCGUUUGCGAAAGGUGGUUCCACAGUGGGGUCAAGAUAAGAAGCUGUCCAAGUAUGAGACCCUUCAGAUGGCUCUGAGUUAUAUCAUGGCUCUCACUAGAAUACUUGCCGAAGCAGAAAGAUACAGUACCGAAAGAGAAUGGAUUAGCCUUCACUGUGAGCACUUCCAUCCGGAGAGCUACCACCAUUACACAGCGCAAAAAGUGGCAGCAGACAGCGAUCCUUACGCCCAGCGAAUAUUCAGCUAUCACCCUGAACACUUUCAAAUAGCUAAUUAGGACUUUUUACGAACUAAGAAUAUGCAGCAGGCCAGAUGUGUAAUUUAAUAAUUAGCAAGAGUUAAUCCACUUGAAUAAGGUAAUAUCGGCAUUAUAAUAGCUCAUUCUUGGUUGCGUCUUAUACUAAUUUGACAAAAUAAAUUUGCUUUGAGAUCUUUAUAUCAA